Molecule: messenger RNA, 801 nt
Organism: Coffea eugenioides
Lineage: Eukaryota; Viridiplantae; Streptophyta; Magnoliopsida; Gentianales; Rubiaceae
Exons: 5
Coding region: 362-676 (104 amino acids)
Source: RefSeq, a predicted model, not a curated record
GCAUGGUGUCCCGUCCCGUAUGCUACGAAUGGCAAUACGCAGCUCUCGUUCCUCUCUCAAAUUUUUCUUCAUUUAUGACUAGCUCCCAGCAAUUCUUUUCUCUCAGAAUUUCGUUGCCGUGAUUUAAGUAUGUGUGUAAUGUGUCUUAGACUUGAAUGAUGGUGCUCACUUUUACUGGUUCAUGGACUGAAAAAUUGUGCUUCGAACGUCAACCGCUUGUAGUAAUGCCCCAGUGAAGCUAAUUUGACAGCUGUACUUGUUACUGGUGGUUUUUAGGAAGUACAAAUUAUUAGAAAAAUAAGAGAAACAAAUAUAAAGAUGGCCCGCUUUCUUGAUUUUAGGGAUUCGUACAUUUGUCACAAUGUGUCUGUGGCUUAAGCAUGUCGUGAUUUUCAGUCAUUUUUUUUUAUUACAAGAUCAAAACGGUUUAAUCGUCCUUGCGAUGGACCCUAAAAACACAGGAGAGCUGCAAAGGCACUUGGAGAAGCAGAAUGAGCUCCUUAGGGAUGCCCAUAGGUCAAUGUUACAUGAAUUGCAUAAACUUCAGGUGGAGGAACAAACGCUAAUGCGCAAAUUCUACGAAUUGUGGUCGGCUCAAGGUCCGAGUCAUAAGAAUGCAGAGGGAAAUUUUGUGCAGAGUGACAAGGAGAAUGGCCUUGCCAAAAAGCAUCAUUGAGUGUAACCGCUGGCAAACAGGAAUUUAGAUUUCAACUCUCUGAUUGGUUAACUAAACGUGUCUGUAAAUGUAGUACAUUGAUUAUCUUGAAUUAAUAUGCAAUUCACCUCGCCAUCUUAAUUCGA